Cuscuta campestris is the source of this 962-nucleotide messenger RNA. NCBI's taxonomy places the organism in Eukaryota, Viridiplantae, Streptophyta, Magnoliopsida, Solanales, Convolvulaceae. The record is from the annotation of a GenBank genome assembly.
CAGGGUCAAGUUAGGGUUGCGGAAACUCUUGAAAUCAGAGCAGGAUCACUUUUUCCCGCCCAUCUCGCAUCAAUUUCACCCCCUUUGAAACAAUGGCGGCGGCGGCGGCCGGACCAUCCGGGAGUCUGAAGCUCCUCAUCGACAAGACUGCCGGCAAGGUCGUUUUCGCGGAAGUGGAGAAACCUUUCGUGGAUUUCUUGUUCCACCUCAUGUCGUUGCCGCUCGGUACGGUAAUCAAACUCGUUACCCAGAAAUCCAUGGUCGGCGCCCUCGGCAAUCUCUACGGCAGCAUCGCCGAAAUUAGCGACACUUACCUGCAGCCCGGCACGGAAAAAGAUGUCUUUUUGAACCCCAAAGUUCAGAUCCUCUCUCGCGAAGUUCCACUCCUCCUGCCGGGGGCCGAAGGCAAUUCCGAGACCAAGAAGCUUUACCUCUGCAGCGGCGUCAGAGGCGGCAACUGCGGCCACUACACUCGUUAUUGCAAUGACCCGACGGCUGAAUGUCCCGACUGUGGCAGAUCAAUGAGCCUCGAGAUGGCUUCGUUUUCCCCAGAGAAGGUGGCGGGGUCUUCUUCCUCUGGCGGCGAAGGGGGCGGUUUUGUGAGGGGGGUGCUGAGUUAUAUGGUGAUGGAUGACUUGAGGGUGAUGCCGCAGUCAACAAUUUGUGCCAUUACCACACUGAAUGAGUGCAAAGUGAAGGACUUUGGGUCUCUUGAUGUGAAGGUGGUUCAAUUUGAAGCUGAUGUGGGACUGAAGUUGUUGAAGGCGGCAUUACAAACUGAUGCAGUUCUCACAACUGUCUUCCUUGGCAAAAGUGUUGAAGGAAAGAUCGAAAUUGGCGGCGAUUAGAAAUAGCAGUCACUUAGUUUCUUCUACCACCCCCCACUCCGGAUUUUUUUUAUGUAGUGAGAUUUUGAUGUUUCUUUGAGGCUCUAAGUUGAGAAAUAAUACUUGUUGGUUUGC